AUGGGUCUCUCUGCAUUAUGUUGCACAGCAGAGAUCUCACUCAAGAGAAUCAGUAGCUUCCUGGAGCAAACAUACGAAAACAGCAGCAAAAUGGACUGUCAACCUAGUCUGAAGCUCAUCUCAUCCCUAGAGGACCUUGAGAUGACUACACACCCCAUCGUAACAGCGCCACCAGUGCAUCCUUUUACAUCACCUUUUCUGUCCAGAUCGCCAGCAGAGGUCGCCGAGAUACUCGCUGCAAGGACGUCAUCUGAUUCCAUGAUUGAAUCUAAUCUGUUCGCUAUCUUGGACGAGAAGUCACUCUCCGAAGACUCUGGUCUGAUUGUGCAAGUCAAAGCUGGCAGGGUGGAGAGUGUGCGUGUGCAUCUCGAUACGAUCAAUGCGGAGCUUAUUAGAGUUAAAAUGAUUACGUUUGACGUUAAAGAGACGCAAGGGUUAGUGGGGAAAGAUGGGGUGUUCAGGACCAAGCCACCUGAUGAGAGUAAGAAGGGUGGGAGUGCGGUCAGGAAGAAGUUGGGUCAAGUGGUCAUUGGGUAG
Molecule: messenger RNA, 537 nt
Organism: Aureobasidium namibiae CBS 147.97
Lineage: Eukaryota; Fungi; Ascomycota; Dothideomycetes; Dothideales; Saccotheciaceae
Exons: 2
Coding region: 1-537 (178 amino acids)
Source: RefSeq, a predicted model, not a curated record